AUGAGAUCCAUCCGUUCCCUCCACGGUCUCCGGCCGCACGCCGCAUCCAAGAAGCCCUUCCAGCAGAUCCGGCACUUCCACCCUACGAGACCGUCGCCGUUUGUCAGCGAGGUACUGGAUGUUUCCUCCGGCUUCGUUCAUGGCAUUCAUUCGGUUACACAUCUUCCAUGGGUCGUUUCCAUUCCAUUGACCGCUUUGAUUGUUCGCAUGACGGUAGCAUUGCCCUUACAGAUAUACAGUAGGGUUCAGGCACGCAAAGAACGGGAUAUCACGCCGCUUUUGAUGUCCUGGAGGACAUCUUACGAAAAGGAGGCCUUUAAGAAUUUGGAAGAUAAAUACAACAUGUCGAUAUUCUCCAAUACAAUCAAGGCAGCGGUGGCAGGCAAAAUGAGAAAGAAACGGGCGCAAUUGAAGAAGCAUUGGAAGGUGGCUCGGUUUUGGAAGCCAGUCAAUCUCUUGCAGAUUCCCAUCUGGCUCUCGGUUAUGGAGAGUAUCAGAGCCAUGUCCGGGAGGAACGGCCUUUUCCAGCCCGACGUGGAGCCUUCGGAGGCCGCAGAGACAGCGAAGGCUGGUAGUGAUGCUCUCUCCUUAGUCGAGCCAUCUCUUGCGAAUGAGGGUGUUCUCUGGUUUCCGGAUCUUCUGGCUGGUGACCCAACGGGAGUGCUUCCUGUCGCCCUGACGUUGUCGAUCUUACUCAAUAUCCGCACCGGCUGGAAGAUCCCGUCUCUCAAGGAGACGGCCGAUCUACCGUUCAGGGAGAUGGUCCCACAUCUUGCCCUGAAGGGGCUUAGGGGGUUUGUUGGGCUUCUAGCCCUCAAUGUUGGAGCGUCGGCUUUUGCUUCGCAAAUGCCAUGUGCGCUUAUGAUUUAUUGGAUAACAAGUACAAAUGUGGCUACGUUGCAGAGCUUUCUCCUAGACAAAUAUUUGUUCGCGAGACCGCCACUUAAAACCUGGAGACGCAUGCAUGUGGGAUAUGCUAAGCCGGGACAACAACAGCUACUACAAUGGAGAAUUUGA
Aspergillus wentii DTO 134E9 is the source of this 1017-nucleotide messenger RNA. Its product is annotated as putative mitochondrial export translocase Oxa2. Gene Ontology annotation, molecular function: membrane insertase activity. Gene Ontology annotation, biological process: protein insertion into mitochondrial inner membrane from matrix; mitochondrial respiratory chain complex IV assembly. The transcript has a single exon. Gene Ontology annotation, cellular component: mitochondrial inner membrane. The record is from RefSeq and is a predicted model, not a curated record. NCBI's taxonomy places the organism in Eukaryota, Fungi, Ascomycota, Eurotiomycetes, Eurotiales, Aspergillaceae. Bases 1 to 1017 code for a protein of 338 amino acids.